Molecule: messenger RNA, 5574 nt
Organism: Phyllopteryx taeniolatus (common seadragon)
Lineage: Eukaryota; Metazoa; Chordata; Actinopteri; Syngnathiformes; Syngnathidae
Gene: abcc9
Product: ATP-binding cassette, sub-family C (CFTR/MRP), member 9
Exons: 42
Coding region: 181-4974 (1597 amino acids)
Biological process (GO): potassium ion transport; transmembrane transport
Cellular component (GO): membrane
Molecular function (GO): ABC-type transporter activity; ATP binding; sulfonylurea receptor activity
Source: RefSeq, a predicted model, not a curated record
CUGAUCCUGGCGCGCGUCUAAAAAUAAUCAACGUUUCUCUCCCCGGUCAGCUCACACCUCCGAAGCUUUUUCUCCUUUGUUUUGCAAGCUUUUUUAAAAAAAAUAUAUAUCAUUUUCAAAUUUGUCCGUGAGGAUUACGGGAUCGCGCUCAUCUUGUUGAGGCGGAGGCAAAGCGGCGCCAUGGCCUUGUCGUUUUGCGGCAACGACAAGAGCAAGAGCGGCUACAACGUGGACGACGGCGUGCUGAACAACGGCUGCUUCGUGGACGCCCUCAACCUGGUGCCUCAUGUCUUCUUGCUCUUCAUCACCUUCCCCAUCCUCUUCAUCGGAUGGGGCAGCCAGAGCUCCAAGGUGCAAAUCCAUCACAACACGUGGCUUCACUUCCCGGGACACAACCUGAGGUGGAUCCUCACCUUCUCGCUGCUCUUCGUUCACGUCUGCGAGUUUGCCGAGGGCGUGGUGUCCAACAAGAUGAUGGACACCAACCACCUGCACCUGUUCGUGCCCGCCUUCAUGGGCUUCGUGGCGGCCACCACGUCGGUGGUCUACUACCACAACAUCGAGACCUCCAACUUCCCCAAACUUCUCCUCGUGCUGUUCAUCUACUGGGUGCUGGCCUUCAUCACCAAGUCCAUCAAGCUGUGGAAGUUCGUGGCGUACAAGGUGGGCACACCACAGCUGAGGUUCUGCAUCACGUUGCUGCUGGUGCUGCUCUACGGCCUCCUCAUGGCCGUCGAGAUCAACGUGAUCAGGAUCAGGAAGUACGUCUUCUUCGCCAACCCUCAGAAGGUGAAGCCCCCCGAAGACUUGCAGGACCUGGGGGUCCGUUUCCUGCAGCCCUUCGUCAACCUGCUGUCAAAGGCGACGUAUUGGUGGAUGAACCCCCUCAUCAUCGGCGCCCACAAGAGGCCCAUCGAGCUGAAGAAGAUCGGCAAGCUGCCCAUCGCCAUGCGGGCUCUGACCAACUACCUGCGGCUCAAAGACGCCUACGAGGACCAGCGGACGGCCGAGAACCCGGAGCGAGCGCCGUCCAUCUGGCGCUCCAUGUACCGUGCGUUCGGGCGGCCGAUCCUGCUCAGCAGCACCUUCCGCUACCUGGCCGACCUGCUGGGCUUCGCCGGGCCGCUGUGCAUCUCGGGCAUCGUCAAGAACCUGACGCAGGAGGAAGGCGGCGCCGCCGCUUCCGACAAGAUUAGGGAGAGGUACUUCGGCGUCCACUUCAUGCUGUCCACCGAGCUGCUCCAGAACCCGUCGGUUCUGGCCGUGCUGCUCUUCCUGGCGCUGGUGCUGCAGAGGACCUUCCUGCAGGCAUCCUACUACGUCACCAUAGAAACGGGCAUCAACCUGCGGGGAGCCCUGUUGGCCAUGAUUUACAACAAGAUCCUGCGUCUGUCCACGUCCAACAUGUCCAUGGGCGAGAUGACGCUGGGCCAGAUCAACAACCUGGUCGCCAUAGAGACCAAUCAGCUCAUGUGGUUCCUCUUCCUGUGCCCUAAUCUGUGGGCGAUGCCUGUGCAGAUCGUGAUGGGAGUCAUUCUCCUGUACUACUUGCUGGACUGGAGCGCAUUAGUCGGAGCUUCCGUCAUCGUUCUUCUGGCUCCGGUCCAGUACCUCAUUGCCACCAAGCUGGCCGACAUGCAGAAGAGCACGCUGGAGCACUCCACCGAUCGCCUGAAGAAGACCUCGGAGAUCCUGAAGGGCAUCAAGCUGCUGAAGCUGUACGCGUGGGAGAACAUUUUCUGUGACAGCGUGGAGGAGACGCGAGGCAAAGAGCUGACCAGCCUCAAGACCUUUGCCUUCUACACAUCCAUGUCAAUCUUCAUGAACGCCGCCAUUCCCAUCGCUGCUGUCCUGGCGACCUUCGUCAUGCAUUACUUCAUCACCAACACCGGUCCGAGCCCCGAGGAGGCCUUCGCCACACUGGCGCUCUUCAACAUCCUGGUCACGCCGCUCUUCCUGCUCUCCACCGUCGUCAGGUUCGCCGUCAAGGCACUCGUCAGUGUCCAGAAGCUGGGCGAGUUCCUCCAGAGCGACGAGAUCGGAGACGACACCUGGAGGAACGGAGACAUGUCCGUUCCCUCGGAGGCGGCCAAGAAACACCCUGCAGCGACCAAAGCCAUCAACAGGAAGCAGCCUCUGCGCUACCAGAUGGACAACUACGAGCAGCCGUCCAGGCGGCAGAUGAGACCCAGUGAGACGGAGGAUGUGGCUGUCAAGGUGAGCAACGGAUGCUUCACCUGGGGAAGCAACCUGUCCACGCUGACCGAUAUCAACAUCCGCAUCCCGACAGGCCAGCUGACCAUGAUCGUGGGCCAGGUGGGCUGCGGGAAGUCAUCGCUGCUGCUGGCCAUGCUGGGCGAGAUGCAGAGCAUCAGCGGCCGCGUCCACUGGAGCAAGCCGCCUGAUGGCGAGAUGUUCUACCAGGGCACGUUCAGCUACCCGGAAGCGGCUCAGGACGAGGCCGGCGACCGCGCCGCAAGCAAGAACAGGUAUUCGGUGGCCUACGCGACCCAGAAGUCCUGGCUGCUCAACGCCACCGUGGAGGACAACAUCACCUUCGGGAGCCCCUUCAACAAGCAAAGGUACAAGGCGGUCAUCGACGCCUGCUCUCUCCAACUGGACAUCGACCUGCUCCCCUUCGGAGACCAAACGGAGAUCGGAGAGCGAGGCAUCAACCUGAGCGGCGGGCAGCGUCAGAGGAUCUGCGUGGCUCGAGCGCUCUACCAGAACACCAACAUCGUCUUCCUGGACGACCCCUUCUCCGCACUGGACAUCCACCUGAGCGACCACCUGAUGCAGGACGGCAUCCUCAAGUUCCUGCAGGACGACAAGCGGACCGUGGUUCUGGUCACCCACAAGCUGCAGUACCUCAUCCAUGCCGACUGGAUCAUCGCCAUGAAGGACGGCUCCGUGCUGAGGGAAGGAACUUUGAAGGACAUCCAGACGCACGACGUGGAGCUCUACGACCACUGGAAGACGCUCAUGAACCGGCAGGACCAGGAGUUGGAGAAGGACAUGGAGCAGGACAGCCAAACCACGCUGGAGAGGAAGACCCUCCGCCGAGCCUUCUACUCUAGAGAAGCCAAGAACCAGGCGGAUGAUGAGGACGAAGAGGAGGAAGAAGAGGAGGAAGAGGAGGAUAACUUGUCCACCAUCACAAACAGAAGGUCCAAGGUCCCGUGGAAGGUCUGUUUGUGCUACCUAUCCUCCGGUGGCUUCUUCAUGGUCUUCCUCAUGAUGUCCUCCAAGCUCCUCAAGCACUCGGUCAUCGUGGCCAUCGACUAUUGGUUGGCCAUCUGGACCUCCAACCACACCAACCAGACCAUGGUGGUGGGACCCAACGGAACAUGCCAGACCCACGUCGUCAGCAGCAACACCACGCUCACCGGCAGCGUCAAACUGGAGGACUCCUUCUACCUGACGGUGUUCAUGAUUCUGUGCGCGGCUGGGAUCACACUGUGCCUCAUCACCUCGCUCACUGUGGAGUUCCUCGGUCUCUCUGCUGCCACCAACCUUCACCACAACCUGCUCAACAAGAUCAUCCACGCUCCUCUCAGGUUUUUUGACAUCACCCCCCUGGGGCAGAUCCUCAACAGAUUCUCAGCUGAUACAAACAUCAUCGACCAACACAUUCCGCCUACCUUGGAGUCUUUGACGCGUUCCACCUUGCUUUGCUUGUCUGCCAUCGGGGUUAUUUCCUCUAUCACGCACACCUUCAUCAUUGCACUGGUCCCCCUGGCUGUGGCCUUCUACUUCAUACAGAAGUACUUCCGGGUGGCAUCCAAAGACCUUCAGGACCUAGAUGACUCCACACAACUCCCACUGCUGUGUCACUUCUCCGAGACGGCUGAAGGUCUCACCACCAUCAGAGCCUUUAGACACGAGGCUCGCUUCAAGCAGCGCAUGCUGGAGCUGACCGACACAAACAACACGGCCUACUUGUUCCUCUCGGCCGCCAACCGCUGGCUGGAGGUCCGCACGGACUACCUGGGCGCCGUCAUCGUGCUGGCUGCGGCCGGGGCGUCCAUUUGGGGUUUGGAUUGCGGUCAACCAUCCGGAGGUGAGGUGGGCCUGGCUCUCACUUAUGCCCUCACGGUCACCAACUACUUGAACUGGGUGGUGAGGAACCUGGCUGACUUGGAGGUGCAGAUGGCGGCGGUGAAAAAAGUCAACAGCUUCCUGAGUACUGAGUCUGAAAACUACGAAGGAUCCAUGGAUUCUUCUCAGGUGCCAGAGACGUGGCCUCAAGACGGAGAGAUCAAGAUCCAAGACCUGUGCGUGCGCUACGACGCUCUGCUCAAACCCGUGCUCAAGCACGUCAACGCCUACAUCCAGCCGGGCCAGAAGGUGGGAAUCUGCGGCCGCACGGGAAGCGGCAAGUCCUCGCUGUCCUUGGCCUUCUUCAACAUGGUGGACAUUUUUGAAGGAAAGAUCGUCAUAGACGGGAUUGACAUCUGCAAACUUCCCCUGCAGACGCUCCGGUCUCGCCUGUCCAUCAUCCUGCAGGACCCCAUCUUGUUUAGUGGCUCCAUAAGGUUCAAUCUGGAUCCGGAGCGGACGUGCAACGACGAGCGCCUGUGGGAGGCGCUGGAGAUCGCGCAGCUGAAGAACAUGGUCAAGGCGUUACCGGGAGGUCUCGAUGCGGUGGUGACGGAAGGCGCCGAGAACUUCAGCGUGGGUCAGCGGCAGCUCUUCUGUUUGGCUCGGGCGUUUGUGCGGAAGAGCAGCAUCCUCAUCAUGGACGAGGCCACCGCCUCCAUUGACAUGGCAACGGAGAACAUCUUACAGAAAGUUGUGAUGACGGCGUUUGCGGACCGAACAGUGGUCACCAUCGCACACCGCGUGCACACCAUCCUCACGGCCGACCAGGUCAUCGUCAUGAAGCGCGGCAACAUCCUGGAGUACGGCAAGCCCGAGACGCUUCUGGAGCAGGAGGACGGCAUGUUCGCGUCCUUCGUCAAGGCCGACAUGUAGACGGACGGACGGACGCUGGCCGUGGAAGCGGGAAGACGGCGAAAGAAGAAAUGCAAGAAAUCUACAAACUGUGCCAUAUCUUUCAUAAGCUUACGUGGAUGGAUACCUUUGAUGACAUUUGUUUGAUAUCUAAGAUUUCUUUUUUUUGGGGGCCAGUGAUAUUGUUUGAAAGACAUUUCAUUUCCAUAUUACCUUAACAAAGUCAUGUAAUUUGUAUUUAUUUUGAUUGUAAAAACUGAUGAGAAUGUCCAAAUCUAAAAAAAAAACAACAACAAAAAAUCCACCAAUUGGCGAAUCUGCGGGAGUUUAGUGCUCCGAAAAGACUUUGCGCUACGCAUUGAAGCGCCGUUAAUCCGAGGAAUAGAAAAGUCCAUUUUUCAGCCGGUCCCUCGAUGAUCGUGUUCGCUAUGUCUGAAUUUCCACCGGGUUUUAUUUUCUCAUCAAACAUCUUCUUGUCGACUGACAUUCAAACGAAGGAGCUUUCUCGUCGGCGAGGCUUUGUCGACUCGUGACGACAUCGGAAAAGCGUCGCCUUUUGCCACCCGCAAGUACGUUGGAACGUUCACAAGAUGACUUUGGAAAAUAAAUGCUUUUACCUUC